Molecule: messenger RNA, 3171 nt
Organism: Solanum dulcamara
Lineage: Eukaryota; Viridiplantae; Streptophyta; Magnoliopsida; Solanales; Solanaceae
Product: pentatricopeptide repeat-containing protein At4g14170-like
Exons: 1
Coding region: 35-2470 (811 amino acids)
Biological process (GO): RNA modification
Molecular function (GO): RNA binding; protein binding
Source: RefSeq, a predicted model, not a curated record
UCUGAAUGAGUUUUCUCUAAUUUCUUUUACACCUAUGUUUCACUAUCUCCGAAUUUCUCGAAUAGCUUCUUCUUCUCUUCUCAUCUUCACAAAAUCUCUACAAACUCUCACUGAAUCAUCAAAAUCCUCUCAAAAAAACCCUAAAAAUUUCCUCAAUUUCUGCUCAACAACGAAAUCUCUCCUUCAAACCCAACAAGCUCACGCUUUCUCCAUCAUCCAUGGCCUUCUUCCGUUCAGCAUUUCCAUCUCUGCAGCUCUCAUUCUCCGUUACGCCGCUUUUUCAUCAGACCCAAGAAUCGUACGGACGAUGUUCUACCAAAGUCUCCCUUUUUCUCGUUCGGCGUUUCUUUACAACACCCUUAUUCGAGCUCAGACGAUUUUGGGUGUUGUGGGUGUUAUUGAGAUUUAUAAUGGGAUGUUGAGAAGUGGGGUUGUGCCAGAUGAUCAUACUUUCCCUUUUGUGAUUAAGCUUUGUACUGAUUUUCUUGAGGUUCGAAAAGGGUUGGAGGUUCAUGGGUUGUUGAUGAAAUUGGGUUUUGAUUAUGAUGUGUUUGUGAAUAAUACAUUGAUGCUGUUUUAUGGGAGUUUUGGUGAUUUAGUGGGUGCACGGAAGUUGUUUGAUGAAAUGUCUGAAAGGGAUUUGAUUUCGUGGAAUAGUAUGAUUCGGGUGUUUUCGGAUAAUAGGUGUUAUUUUGAAGGUAUUGGGGUGUUUAGGGAGAUGGUUUUACGGUCUGAGUUUAAACCGAAUGUGGUAAGUGUAGUGAGUGUAUUGCCCGUUUGUGCAGUGCUUGAAGAUGGGAUAAUGGUUGGUGAGAUUCAUUGUUAUGUGAUUAAAGUGAGUUUGGAUUGUCAAGUGGCUAUCGGGAAUGCAUUUAUCGAUGCAUAUGGGAAGUGCUUGAAUGUUGAGUCGUCAAGACAAGUUUUUGAUGAGAUGGUUGAAAGGAAUGAGGUUUCUUGGAAUGCAAUGAUUGGUACCUUUGCUCAUAAUGGGUUUAGUAACCGUGCGUUGGAAAGUUUUAGGUUUAUGAUUGAUGAAGGUUGGAAAGUAGAUUCGACUACAAUUUCAAGUUUGUUACCUGUCUUGGUUGAACUUGAAGAGUUUAGCAAGGGAAGAGAAGUUCAUGGUUUUUGUCUAAGAACAGGCUUAGAGCGUGAUGUAUUUGUUGCGAAUGCCUUGAUUGAUAUGUAUGCAAAAUCAGAGCGUUCAGCUAUAGCAUCUGCUGUGUUCCAUAAAAUGGGUUUGAGAAAUGUUGUGUCAUGGAAUACAAUGGUUGCAAAUUUUGCUCAAAAUAGGCUUGAGUUCGAGGCUAUAGGACUUGUCAGGGAAAUGCAAUCUAGUGGUGAAACUCCAACAUCUGUUACACUGACAAAUGUUCUUCCUGCAUGUGCACGAAUUGGUUGUCUUCGCUCAGGAAAGGAGAUACAUGCCAGGUCAAUAAGGAAUGGAUCUGUCAUUGAUCUCUUCGUCUCAAAUGCUAUAACCGAUAUGUAUGCAAAAUGUGGUUGUCUAAAUCUGGCACAAAAUGUGUUUGAUAUGUCUCUUAGAGAUGAGGUAUCUUAUAAUAUACUCAUUGCUGGUUAUUCACAGACAAGUCAUUGCUCAAAGUCUCUUGGAUUGUUCUCUGAAAUGGUGCUGUCUGGGAUGAAGCACGAUACUGUUUCCUUUGUUGGAGUUCUCUCAGCUUGUGCAACUGUUUCGGCUAUUAAACAAGGAAAGGAAAUCCAUGCAUUUGCAGUUAGAAGAAUGUUUCAUGAAUACCUCUUUGUGUCAAAUUCUUUCCUUGAUUUGUAUACCAAAUGUGGACGGAUUGAUCUUUCUCAAAAGGUUUUUGAUAGGAUUGAGAGCAGGGAUGUAGCCUCAUGGAAUACUAUGAUUUUAGGGUAUGGGAUGCUUGGUGAUUUACAUACUGCAGUUGAUAUGUUUGAAGCCAUGCGAGAGGAUGGUGUUGAACACGAUUCAGUCUCUUAUAUUGCAGUUCUAUCAGCAUGUAGUCAUGGAGGAUUAGUUGAUAAGGGAAAGAUAUACUUUAAUGACAUGCUUGCUCGUAACAUUGAACCAUCACAGAUGCACUACGCUUGCAUGGUUGAUCUUCUUGGUCGUUCUGGGCUUAUGGAUGAGGCCAUUAAUCUUAUUACUGGUCUACCAUUUAAACCAGAUUCCAAUGUUUGGGCUGCGCUCCUUGGAGCAUGCCGACUCCAUGGAAAUGUGGACUUGGGUUCUUGGGCAGCCGAGCACUUAUUUAAGCUGCAGCCACAUCAUCCUGGGUACUAUGCUCUUCUAUCAAAUAUGUACGCUGAAGCAGGCCGGUGGGGUGAAGCUGAUAGUAUCAGAGAGUUGAUGAAGCUGAGAGGAGUGAAGAAAAACCCUGGAUGUAGUUGGGUUCAAAUUCAAGACAAGGUGCAUGCUUUUAUUGUGGGACAAAGACUGGAAGGAUUGGAUCCAUGUUUGUCGCUUGAGAACAUUGGUUGACAUGGAUUGUUUCAUUGAGCUUUUAGUGUAUGUAUGAACACCAAUUCAGAGGUCCAAUCCAAUAUUUUUCAGCUGACGCAGUGUGGACCAAAUUUUGAUUCCUUAUGAAGACUCAUUUGCUGCAUUAUUGACAACGUUGAGGCGGGGAAGCUGAGCAAAGUUUCUGACUGCCCACUUUUGUAGGAGUAAUGAGCUAAGCACUGGACCUCAAAUCAUGGCCAAGUGCAAGCUUUGUCCAGGACAAGAACUGAAAGGAUAGACCAAGAGCUCUGGUGAUCUGUUUUGCUUGAGAUGUUCUGUACUGGAGCAAUUUCCGGUCAACUUUAAAUUGUUUUAAGGACAUGAGUUGACUCUACUCUAAAUUGAGAUGCAGUAUCCAUGGCUAGUGAAUAAACUAAUUGUCCAUGAGCUGAAAGCAAUAGUUUAUACUUGACGUGCUUCUGGCCUGCACCACAGAAAUGCCAAGCUAACUAUAUCAAGAACUCGAGGAGUUACCUGUUGGAGAAGAGCAGCAGAACAAGGCUGCUUUCUAAAUGUACUCAUGUGUUAAUUGUCAAUUAUGGGGAUUUAUUGGGGCUUAUGUUUAGGUCUCUCAAGGUGUCUUGUACCACACCUUAAUGUAUUUGGCGUCUAACAACCACGCCAGUUUACCAUCAUCAAAAUAUAGAUUCAUGACGAUAAUCGUGUUGACUUUAAUAUUA